Molecule: messenger RNA, 1558 nt
Organism: Brachypodium distachyon (stiff brome)
Lineage: Eukaryota; Viridiplantae; Streptophyta; Magnoliopsida; Poales; Poaceae
Product: probable carboxylesterase 12
Exons: 1
Coding region: 229-1230 (333 amino acids)
Molecular function (GO): hydrolase activity
Source: RefSeq, a predicted model, not a curated record
AUAACCAUUCAUAUAUGUUCUUCAGCUACCACAGCCAUCUCGUUAUAAAGUCCAAAUCAGCUCCAUGGAAAUUCCUCUUCCGAAAAAGCGAAAAGGAAGUUUACAUCCAACCACACAUCAACGUGGGCCAAGCACAACCAACCAGAAGUGACCAACUACCUUCAUCCGCCAACGCCUUCACCGAUCAGCGACCAACCCACCCCAGUGCAAACCCAGAGUCCACAAUCCAUGGCCGGCUCCGGCGCCAGCAACGACGAGGUCGUCCUGGAGAUCGAGCACUGCAUCCGCAUAUUCAAGAGCGGCCGCGUCGAGCGCUACUUCGGCUCCGACCCCAUCCCGCCUUCGACCGACGCCAGCACCGGCGUCGCCUCGAAAGACCGCACCAUCUCCCCCGACGUCGCUGUCCGCCUCUACCUCCCGCCCGUCGCCGCCACAGGGAGCGGCGACGGAACAAAGAAGCUUCCCCUCCUCGUCUACUUCCACGGCGGCGGUUUCGUCCUCCACACCGCCUUCAACGCCGUCUUCCACGCGUACCUCGCCUCCCUCGCCGCGCGCGCCCGGGCCAUCGUCGUCUCCGUCGACUACCGUCUCGCGCCGGAGCACCCCCUCCCCGCCGCAUACGAGGACUCCUGGAGGGCGCUAGUCUGGGCGGCAUCCCACGCCUCAGGCGGGAGCUGCUGCGGCACCAGCGAGGAGGCGGAGGAGGAGCCCUGGCUGACCGAGCACGCCGACUUCUCCCGCCUGUUCCUCGGCGGCGAGAGCGCCGGCGCCAACAUCGCGCACCACAUGGCCAUGCGCGCCGGCACGGACAGGCUCCCCGCCGGGGCCAGCAUCAGCGGCAUCGUCCUGGUCCACCCUUACUUCUUGGGCCACGGCAAGGUGCCCUCCGAGGACAGCGACCCCGUGAUGGCCGAGAACGUGGUGAAGAUGUGGCACGUCGUGCGCCCCACGACCACCGGCGUCGACGACCCGUGGAUCAACCCGCUCGCGGCCGGCGCGCCGCCGAUGCGCGGGCUGGCGUGCGGGCGCGUGCUCAUGUGCCUCGCGGAGACGGACGUGUGCCGCGACCGCGGCCGUGCCUACUGCGAGGGGCUCAUGGCGAGCGGGUGGGCUGGGGAGGUGGAGGUCCUUGAGGUGGCCGGGCAGGGCCAUUGCUUCCAUCUCGGCAACUUCACUUGCGAUGAUGCCGUCAGGCAGGACGAUGCCAUUGCCAGGUUCCUGAAUCCGUAGAAACAUGGGCGUUUCCAGGCUGCGUGUUACGGUGGCGCAAAGCUCCUGGUUUAAUUUUGCUGUUAAGACUUGUGUGUUCGGAUUUGCCUGAAGCAAACGCUGCAUUAGAAUUUCUGUUCAUAUGGUGGAGUACUGGAGUUCGGCUGAUAUGUGCAUCUGGAAAAGAUUGAUCAAUCACUGUUAUAGUAGUAGCUUCCCGCAACAGGCGUCGAUUCAACAGAAGGCUAGGCACAUGAUGUUUAGCAACUAGCGUGGUCCUUUUGGGAAAUCACGGACAAACAGCUUCAUUUGUCGCCCCAACAAAGUAGUUUCCUCUGUUCCUCUUCAA